Molecule: messenger RNA, 2380 nt
Organism: Bacillus rossius redtenbacheri
Lineage: Eukaryota; Metazoa; Arthropoda; Insecta; Phasmatodea; Bacillidae
Exons: 3
Coding region: 83-463 (126 amino acids)
Source: RefSeq, a predicted model, not a curated record
GGCACAAAGCGCAGCGGGACGACAGAGGGUUAGUCGAUAGUACCCUCCACGGCACGAGGAGCGCGCCGAGACGUCGACGGCGAUGAAGUGCCUGCUGCUGCGGUGGUGCGCAUGCGCGCUGGCGACUCUGGUCUUCCUGGCGGCCGCGACGCACGCGCGUCCCUACACCAACCCGGAGCACGCGCUGCUGAACAUGCGCCACAUCCCCCAGUGGCACUGCCUGCGGUACAGGCGCUUCGACCUGGUGCGGAGAUGCCGCAACCACAGGUUGCUAGACUCCCGGCUGCUGCGUCAGAACAUGACCUUGAGCUUGCGGGAGAAGAAGCUCAGAGCAUCUGCGGCCGCCACGGUGGCGACGACGACCGUGGACUACUCCGACCAAUCGGAUGAGACCGACCCGGUCAUGUACGACGCUCAGAUGGUGUUUGUGGCGGAUGACAAGCGGCCGGGCAUCGCGGAGUGAAUUCCAUUGGACGAAGAGGAAAUAGGAAAAAAACAAUUUUUAACGCGGGGUUAAAAGUGAGUGAGAACAGAUAUCCAGCAGUGAAAUCGAUUGUUGGUGGUUUACAAAGUACAGCGUCAUAUUUUUAGGUAAAUGACAUUUCUCAAAUACUGUCAGUGGAAUCGACUUGUCUACAAAAUUCGAAGAACUAAAAAAAAUUACAAAAUAAAGACAAACAUAACCGUGCGAACAUACAGCAAAGAAAUGCUACUUAGGGACACAGUGUUUCGUUUGCUCAGCCCACAAACAAGUCUGAGGUAAAUUUUAAUGUUAUAAAUAUUUUCAAAGCAGAGGCUAUCAGUUAUCACUACUAUAAUAUUUAAGUUAUCAUCAUUUUAAAUUCACUUACUCACACUGAGCUUACGAAAAUUAUGGACUGUAGGUAAUUUACAGAUGAGAACUACAUCACGCUGGAAGAAAUUUAGUGCCUUUUCCAACUUACAUCAAUAUCUCUAACUUCAAGUGCAUGUAAACGAUGAACUAAAUUCAUGAGUGAAGUGAAGCAGUGGCACCGCACCACUGUGACCCAAAAAAACACUCGUUUAAACUACCAAAGCUUUGGUCCCUACCUUUGGAAUCACAGCUUACGACUUCUCACUUAGAAUUCUUUAUACUGUUAUGAUUAUGUGGGGAUAAAACUGGGUUCAUAACGGAUAGCCCAAAUAAUUAGUACAGUUAUAUUUUUUACUAAUGUCUACACUAUAAAUUUAAGAUUUCUGUCCACAACAAUUAGUCUUACACUGAUCAUUGAAACCUUAACACUUUCCAUUGGAGCUUGGUUCGACAAUGGCUCGCUCUUCUGUCCGCUUCCUUCGCACACUCACGCCGCACCGCAGCACAGUCAUCAACUAUCGCUCGUCGCACCGACUUGCUCGCCAGGCCUUCUCGCAGGUAUCGCCUCCCAAUAGGUUCGGUUCGCUCCCCAAGGGCCACUUGUCCUCUUCACCUCUCGCUGAUCGCACGGGUAUCGCCAGUAUCACUCCCCGAGGGGGAGACUCUCUUUGCUACUCUCAGAACUCUCCGAACCCUCGGAACUCUGGCAGAAGCCGGCGUCAUCACAUAUAUCCCCGUGGCGUCAUUCUCGAAGGGGCGAGAGCGGCUGUGACGUGUCGCGUCACCCCGGGCCGACCCGACUCCCGAAACACCCAGAACAGCGAUGCUCAUUCACGCCUCUCCUUGCGGCGGCCUCUGUAAGCCUGGUAUAGUUUCUGCACCUUUCAUGUUUUACUGAUUGCUGGAAAUAUCUCCUAACAGACGUUUUCAUUAAAUUUUACGAAUAACUCAAGAACGCCGUACCACGAAAGCUUACAAAGUGCCCCAACCUGUUUUAACUUCUAAGGUAUUUUAUUUUUUUUGUGCUUCUUGAACAUAAAUAAUUUUUAUCACCCCAAAUAAUUCUCUUAACCUAACAUACCUACACACUAAAUGAAAAAUGAAGUGUAGCACAUGAACCAAACGUGAUAGAAGGAUACAUACAUGCAUAUUUUAAGGACAGUCAAAAUAUGGCAGUGCCAUGACAGAAUGACUGGACAAUACUAGUACUUCUCAUGUGAUCGUUUUUUUAAGAACAAAACUCAAACAUUCUAUCACCGCCACUCACAUGUCUUUUUUGUAAGUUGUAAUUUGUUGAACACAAGAGUGAUAAUCAUACAAGUUUUUCACAUUUAUUUAUGUCAUGUGUAUUCUAUAAAAUUGUUGUUUUCUUUAAGUACUAUAUGUUAUUUGUCAUAAUAUAACUACGUAGAUAGAAUUAUUGUUAACCAUAACUGAAUGAUUUUCAGAAUAGUGUGACUUUGUAUAGUGUACUAUGUUGCUGUUCUCCACUUUUUUACUUUUGUUACAUUUUUAGACAAAUAUAUAUUUAUUAGUAGAAACAAA